Molecule: messenger RNA, 1482 nt
Organism: Torulaspora globosa
Lineage: Eukaryota; Fungi; Ascomycota; Saccharomycetes; Saccharomycetales; Saccharomycetaceae
Gene: TOS4
Product: Tos4p
Exons: 1
Coding region: 1-1482 (493 amino acids)
Molecular function (GO): protein binding
Source: RefSeq, a predicted model, not a curated record
AUGAUCAAUACUUUCCCACCAUCAUCCCCGGUGUUGGGCUCCGCAGCACAAACUGACAAUCCAUUUUAUCAACCGUCGUCGGACGACUUUCAGCUCAUUGAAGCCGAACAAGUAGCUGGAAAGAGACGUGUUGAUCAAUUGUAUCACGAACAUCAGCAUUAUCCUACGCCGGUAGCUUCCUCUAGCACGGGUAGGUCUUCAUCACCCAUCAGGACCGUGGAAGUCGCGCCGAAAAGUGGCAGAAGGUCCUCAAACAAAAGUUUCCCAAUCGAAUUAGACCCCCGUGGAUGUACUAGGCUGGCAAUUGGACGUAAGAGAUCGGUUUGCGACAUCGUGUUGCCAAGCAAGAAGCACAUCUCCAGACAACAUGCAUUUAUUACUUACAUUCCCCAGCGGAAUGAAGUCAAGCUGGAAUGUAACGGGGUUAAUGGUAUCGUCGUCGUGGUUCCCCAGCAAUUGAAGUGUCGUCUGAGAAAAGCAGAUACGGGAAACAGUUAUCAGCUACUCACCGACCAAUUCGAUUCCCCAGACUGGAUUAGCGACAAGGAUAUCGAGAAGUUGAAUGACAUCACGUCGUUUGUUCUGUUGAAGGGCGAGUCUGUGUUCAUGCCGUACAUCGAUGGCACUAUAAUUGAUUUCAGACAAGCUGAAGCACAUCUGACGCUGAUGAAUCUAUACGAUGAAACUGACAUCAACAGUACCGAAACGGAGGAUGAAGCACUCAUGUUGUUACCCCAGGAUGCCGACCUCUGUGAAACAACAACUACAACAACCCCAAGGAAAUUUAUCAAGGUACCUCAAUCACCUCCCACUGUUCAGGCAAAGGCCGCCUUGCACGAGCAGGAACCAUUAGAUGAGCCAAUAUAUCCACCUGCCUCGACGACGUACACUACGCCGUCCACGUCAUUGCUCACCAAUACUCCUUCAACUCCAAAAAAGCCUAAGAAGGAUGUUAAAAUCGAGGAUCGAGAACGACAACUCACACCUUUGCCAAUUUUACGUGAUGCUAUCCCCAUCUUGGCCAGCCAGCCAGCACUCGAUAAAAUCGAAGAACAACAUAAGAGAAAGCAACAUAAGCCCAACAGUAAUGGUAAUAGGACUGUUGCAGAAAUCUUACUUUCUUUAGAAGAGCGCGGCAUCCGAUGCAAAGAGCUGCAACACGUAUUGGCUAAUCAUUUGGCAUUCGCCAAUGUCCAACAGACUCCGCUGUGCCAGUUGCAACAGGUAAACUCAAAGACCAGCGUUUUGUCGCGGUGUGAACUGCGUGCUCUUCUUAAGGACGAGCGUUGCAUUGGCAUCAUCCACCGUGAAGGGAAAGAUGCCGCUGGCAAACCCUUAGAUGAGGAAUAUUAUUAUGACCUGGAGAAUGAUCCUGACGCCGAAAGGAGGAACUUGGUUACAGCGCUCAAAGGCGGUAGGUCUGGUCUCAGAGCUUGCAGAAGAACUCAUAAACAGUACUUUUGGAAAAAACCUGCGAAAUAA